AUGGGAUUAGUAAGUAGUAUAGUUGGGAUACUGAUAUUUUGUAAUUCAGCAGCAUUUGCACAUAGUCAUCAUGAUCACGAUAAUCAUAAUCAUGUGCAUACCUCAAGUUUACAAUUAAUUAAUCCAACAAUAAUUACAUCAAUUAUUCAAUAUAUGGAAAAAAACAUAUUUAUUUGGAACCCUUUAUAUAAUUCAUUAAUUUCAACAACAAUUAUUCAAUUAUUACCAUUUAUCGCAAUUUGUAUCUUACCAAUUAAUAAAUUAAACAUUUAUUUAUUAAUUUCCUUUGCUUUAGGUACUUUGUUAGGUGAAAUUUUUUUACAUUUAAUUCCAGAAUCAAAUCCUGAUACAAUUGGUAUCGGAUUAUUUAUUGGCUUAAUAACUUUUUUAUCAAUUGAUAAGUUUAUUAGAAUUUUAUCUAUUAAUGGGAAAUCAACAGCUACACAAUCUCAUAGUCAUGGUCAUUCUCAUUCUCAUUCUCAUAUUGAACAAGAUGAAAAAGAAAAGGAUUCCUCUUCUACAAAUGGUACAUCAAUCUAUUUAUCGAUUAUUACUUCAUUAAUUCAUAAUAUUACUGAUGGAAUUACAAUUGCAACAUCUUUUUAUAAAUCUGUACCAAUUGGUACAAUUACAAUGAUUGCAUUUUUAUUUCAUGAAUUACCACAUCAAUUAAGUGAUUAUACAAUAAUAUCAAAAAAUUCAAUUAAAAAUGGUAAUGAAUCAAAAUUAUUUUUUUUCUAUAAAAGUGUAAUUUGGUCAUUAUUAGGUUCAUGGAUUGGUACUUUAUUAAGUGGAUUUAUUAAUCAAGGAAUUUAUCAAUAUUCUAAUAAGAUUGAAGAUUAUUUAGUCCCAUUUAGUGCAGGUGGUUUAAUUUAUAUUGCUUCAAUUAAUUUAUUACCUGAGAUUUUAAAUUUUCCAGAAGGUAAGACGAAAUUUCAAUUAUUGAUCUUAUGGAGUCAACAAUUAAUUUCAAUUAUUCUAGGUUAUUAUAUAAUGGCUCUAAUGGCAGAAUAA
Maudiozyma saulgeensis is the source of this 1014-nucleotide messenger RNA. Lineage: Eukaryota; Fungi; Ascomycota; Saccharomycetes; Saccharomycetales; Saccharomycetaceae. The record is from the annotation of a GenBank genome assembly.